Messenger RNA from Musa acuminata AAA Group (dessert banana), 1639 nucleotides. Its product is annotated as protein WHAT'S THIS FACTOR 9, mitochondrial-like. The record is from RefSeq and is a predicted model, not a curated record. NCBI's taxonomy places the organism in Eukaryota, Viridiplantae, Streptophyta, Magnoliopsida, Zingiberales, Musaceae. Bases 77 to 1234 code for a protein of 385 amino acids. Gene Ontology annotation, molecular function: RNA binding. The transcript is spliced from 2 exons.
UUCGCAUGGCUUUUUCCAAUAAAAUACCUAAAUAUAUAAAAUUUUAAUAUAUCCAACAAUAUUAAGAUGGAAGUCGAUGUCGAACGGACUGAACCGACGGGCGAUGUUGUGCUUGGGGCGGCGGUGGUUGCGCGGCCGCCUCCCAUUCAUGGCAGAGCAGCGGGCGACCCUGGUGAACGUGAAGGUGAAGUGGGUGAAGGACCGGCCUCUCGAUUGGGCCGUCUCCCGCGAGCGCCACCUCCGCCCCGCCCUCCACCUCGUCCACCUUAUCUCGUCGCAGCCCCGCGGCCGGGCUGCCCUACGGGACCUCGCUCCGUGCCGCCGUCAGUUGGCCCUUCCCCACGCCAACAUCGGCGCCUUCCUACGCCGCUUCCCUACCGUCUUCCGCGAGUCUGCCGACUUUGGCGGCAUGGACGGCCCUUGGUUCUCCCUCUCUGACGACGCCCUCCGCCUCCGUCGGAUGGAGCUCGGGGCCCUCGCGGACGCGGAGCAGGACCUCGUCGACCGCCUCCGCCGUCUCCUCAUGCUGACCGCCGACAGGUCGCUCCCGCUCCACGCCGUCGACCAUCUGCGGUGGGACAUGGGCUUGCCCUCGGACUACCACCUCUCCUUCGUCCCACGCCAUCCGGACUUCUUCGAGCUCGUCCGCCGUCCCGGCGACGAGCGCAUCUGGCUCAAGCUCGUCUCUUGGGACCCUCGCCUCGCUGUCUCCGAGCUCCGGAAGAGCGCGUCCUCAGCCGACGGCGACUGCUUGGCGUUCCCGGUGAGUUUCACCAGGGGAUUCGGGCUGAAGAAGAAGUGUAUGGCGUGGCUGCGGGAGUGGCAGACGCUGCCCUAUACUAGCCCGUACGCGGAUGCCUCCGGCCUCGAUUCCCGGACCGACGUCUCGGAGAAGAGAAUCGUAGGGGUCUUCCACGAGCUCCUCCACCUCACCAUCGCAAAGAAGACGGGGCGGAGGAACGUGAGCAACCUUCGGAAGCCGCUCGGUCUGCCAUUCAAGUUCACCAAGGUGUUCGAGCGCCACCCAGGCAUCUUCUACCUGUCGCAAAAGCUGGCCAUACAGACAGUCGUGCUCAGGGAGGCCUACGGUGGCAGCGAUCUCCUAAUUAAGCAUCCCCUACAGGAGAUCAGAGAGAAGUAUUUGGCUCUGUUGUUGGCGUCUCAGCAGGAGAGGACCAAGGGAGAUCUCAAGAAGGAGAUUGAGGUGGCAGGGCACACAGGCUGUGAACUCUAAUCCAAGGUAUAUGGAAGAAGAUAAGGAUUCAGAUGGGUGCAUUGGGGUGUGGUCUUCGUUCUAGCAUGCUUUUGGAUGAUGAUGAUGCUGGUGAUGCUCUGGAUGCUUCCUGACCAUGGUCUUCUACCCGUGGUCGCCAAUGCUCAACCUUCAAAAGUCACUUGAAGGAUGUUGUCUCCAAAUCUCAAGAUAAUGAGCAUGAUGACAAGCCCAAAUGGCCACACUUGAAGACUUAAAAGGUGCUGUUUGUCUAAUUGACUAAUAUUGUUUCUCUUCUAAUCUGCAAGUAAGUUACCUAUUUGUUGCUAUUGUUUCUCUCAGUCUUUUGUUUUAUCUGCUGUAUUGCAUUUCCUUCGAAAAUAGAAUAAAUCAAUGCACAUGAAUUUUGCUUGGGAUCUCCAUUUA